AUGGAAAGGGGAAUGUCAGAGAAAAGGAUAAGUCAGAGAAAAAGGUAUGUCAGGGAAAAGGAAUGUUGGGGAAAGGGAAUGUCAGGGGAAAAGGAAUCUCGAUACUUACAACCAGUUUUCCCCUUAAAAUAUUCUAAUCUAAUUUCUACAAUUCCAUCUUUGGUUCAAUAG
This is a messenger RNA of Dentiscutata erythropus, 171 nucleotides long. The record is from the annotation of a GenBank genome assembly. NCBI's taxonomy places the organism in Eukaryota, Fungi, Glomeromycota, Glomeromycetes, Diversisporales, Gigasporaceae.